AUGCCUGAUGUUCAUUUGAGCUCCAGUUUUGCUGAGGGCAACACUAGCGAGCAAAACGAGAACGAUACGUUUCUCUCACGUAUAUUUGGUUUCCAUUCCAUCUACAAUCAGCUCGAUAAUUACCAGUAUUAUGACCCAGAAUCUCAAGUAGGCGACUCUAUGAUCCGCCGCGAUGGUGGUCUGAACCACUUAUUAGACCUGGAGUCCGAUUCAGACCUUUCCUCCAUAGAAAGCAGCUCUCUGCUGCAAGACCAACCACCGUCAAUUCAUGCCAAUGACAUACAAAUGCAACCAUACGAGCCUCCUACUCAGCCGUAUGGAGAGAUAGAUCCCCAACCACAAAAUGCUCCAAUUAUGACAGAAUCUGCUCCAAGCCACGGAAUCUUGAACAAUGGUGCAGUCUCGACAGAUGAAGCUCAGGUUCAGUUCAGAAAAACUAAAACACUUCCUUCGUUCCAUACCAUGUACCAGCGGCAGGCCCGUGGACGUGUGUUCAUUCCUUCUAGAGAAAGAGCGUUGUACUUGUGGGCCAAUAUUGUUAAUAUGGACGAAUUUCUCUCCGAUUUAUAUUACUACUACCGUGGUCGAGGCGUUAUGAACAUCGUUUUAGGGCGCAUCGUGGACUUGGCUACUCUUGUAUUUGUCAUUGGUUUCGCAUCCUUUCUAGCCUGGGGUGUAGACUACGACAAAUUUUUGUCUAGAGGACAAAAAAGCUUGACAUUGUCAGACCUCAUCAUUCCACAUUACAUUUCCAAAGCUCCGGCAAUGGCAAAGCUACUACUUUUUGGAUUUGCUAUUUACAUCACACUUCGCAUUGUGCAAUUAUACUUUGAUUUCCGCUAUAAACUAUCUGAAAUCCGCAAUUUUUACCGUCAAUUGCUCGAUAUCCCUCACGAUGAUGAGCUUAUGACGAUCUCAUGGGCUACAAUUGUUGAAAGGCUUAUGGAACUUAAAGAUUUCAAUACCCUCACCAGCCUGCUGCAUUAUGUGAACGACUUGAAAUCCAAAGUCAGACUCAACGCCCAUGAUAUUGCAAACAGAAUAAUGCGCAAGGAGAAUUAUAUCAUAGCGUUGAUCAACAAGGAUACGUUAAACUUGGGGUUUGAGAUUCCAUUGUUGUCUGUGCUAAAUCCAAUUCUUAAUACUCGGGCUGUAUUGACACGCACCUUGGAGUGGAAUUUAAAGCUCUGUAUUUACAACUUUGUCUUCAAUAACCAGGGCCAAGUCAACCCCAAUGUCCUUAAAGACUACAACAGAAAUAUGUUGGCAAAGGAGUUGAGCUCCCGGUUCAAAAUGGCAGCAAUCAUCAACCUUUUGUUGUGUCCAUUUAUUGUGGUAUAUUUCGUUUUGUUGUACUUUUUCCGAUACUUUAACGAAUACAAGACGAAUCCAUCGUCGUUGAUCGGUCUUCGCCAGUAUACUCCUUGGGCAGAAUGGAAGUUACGAGAGUUUAAUGAGCUACCUCAUUUUUUUGUCAAGCGACUUCAGCUCUCCAUAGGACCAGCCAAUACCUAUAUUAACCAGUUUCCUCGAGGAUUUUUGGUUGUUAAUAUCAUGACCCUCGUCAACUUUGUUGCUGGUGCAAUCACGGCUGUUCUCGUCGUGAUGGGAUUAUGGUUUGAAGACGAGGAACACAGUUUUUGGGCAUUCGAGCUCACAGAAAACAAAUCUGCAUUAUUUUACAUCAGUAUUUUCGGAACAAUAUGGGCAGUCACUGCUGGCUCGUUGGCUACCGAUACAUCGUCGACGGAAAGUGCCAAUUCCAGCUCACCGUUUUAUUAUGAUCCAGAAGCUAGUCUUCGCUAUGUGACCCAAUUCACACAUUACAUGCCGUCAACGUGGAGUAAAAAGCUACACACGGCCGAGGUUAAGGGCGAAUUUUGUGAAUUAUUCAGCCUAAAGAUCGUUGUCAUCAUUAACGAGUUGUUAAGUCUCGUGCUUACCCCAUUCAUUCUUUGGUUCAAAUUGCUGAGUCAAUCGGGUGCCAUUAUAGAUUUUGUACGAGAAUACUCCGUUUAUGUUGAUGGGCUAGGAUAUGUGUGCUACUUUGCCAUGUUCAACUUUGAAAAGAAGGAUAAGAACAUGAUGCACGAUCUCAACAAGAAGAAGAAAAAGUCUCCCUCCCACCGCACUAAGCGAGACGACAUUGAAGAGGAAGAAGAAAGUGACAAUGGGGUACCCAAUGGCGACGAUAAAAUGAUCAAAUCUUACAUGUAUUUCCUUGAAAGUUAUGACGAUCGAGAGCGUGCAGCUCGACCAACCCCAAAGCUGCGUCAACUUCCGCGCACCAGAUUACCGCCUGGAAGCAUAUCCGAAUCCACCUACAACGUCGACCAUAUACUAGAGGAAGAGGAACUACCACAGGGCAAGAGUGCUGGGGUUUUUGGGAUGAUCAACCAGUUCUACAAGCAAGACCUUGGAAGGUGA
Meyerozyma guilliermondii ATCC 6260 is the source of this 2427-nucleotide messenger RNA. RefSeq names its product autophagy protein (gene ATG9). Gene Ontology annotation, cellular component: autophagosome; phagophore assembly site. Gene Ontology annotation, biological process: autophagy of mitochondrion; protein localization to phagophore assembly site. Bases 1 to 2427 code for a protein of 808 amino acids. The record is from RefSeq and is a predicted model, not a curated record. NCBI's taxonomy places the organism in Eukaryota, Fungi, Ascomycota, Pichiomycetes, Serinales, Debaryomycetaceae. The transcript has a single exon.